GUUUUACACUGAAAAAGAAGGAAAAAAAAACUCCUUUGGAAAACACAAAUAAUCAUUAAGAAGGAUUUUUGAAGCUGAAAACAUCUCAACAUGUGCCGAGGACUGGAACUCCUGCCCAUCACCUGCCUGGAGAGGGCGAAGGAACUGAGAGCUUUGUUUGGAAGUUUACUGCAGAAGUCCGACCACAGCAUCAGUGGACAGUCAAACAAAAGUGACAAAAUGAGGUUAAGUGAACUCAAUGAGCCUCUUAAAUGGAAGGAGUCAUUUGAGAAACUGCUGUCCAGUCAAAAUGGACUGUGCCUGUUCAGAGCGUUCCUGGUUUCAGAGUUUAGUGAAGAAAACAUCGCCUUCUACUUAGCGUGUGAGGACUACAGGGCAAGCAAACCUUCCAAACUGGCCGGCAAAGCGAAGAAGAUCUACGAGGAGUUCGUCUGCUCAGACGCACCACGAGAGGUAAAUCUUGACCACGUGACCAAAGCCAUCACCAAGGAGAACAUGGAGCAGCCCUGCCAGUCCUGUUUCAACCUGGCCCAAGCCAAAAUCUACACGCUGAUGGAGAAAGACUGCUACCCCCGCUUCCUCAAAUCCCCCACGUAUCUGGACAUGGCCAAAAAGACCAAGACAGGUUAAAAAAAAAAAUGAAAAAGAAGAAGCUUUUUAAUUAAGUGUGUGCCUCCUCCUGAGAGGGACAUGAAACCGACCCCCAAACUCACAGCCGAGGCUGGAGCCGGGCUCGGGUGGAGCAGACGCCUCGGAACGAGGAGCUUCACGAAGAGCCUUGGAGAUGUUUUAGGAGACUUUCAAAGAGUCUGCAAAGACCGGGAUCCAAGCUGGAAGUUAAAGCACUGUACGCCGACGUGAGAGGAGCGUCACUCGAGUUGACGUCAGCGUCUGAAAGCGACGCGUGCUGCUGCACAUGCAAGACUGGACGAGCGGCACCAGAAGAGAAAAAGUGAAUGAUUUACUGUCACACAACUAAACUACCACUGGGAGAGAUUCUUCUCUGUAGCAUGCGUGUUUAUUUAUUUAUUUACUAUUUAUUUAAAAGAUUUGCGAUGUGAUUGUUAUCUGUGCUGUUGAGAAUGUAUUGGUAUUUAAUAUGUUUUUUUUUUAAUCAAAGGUCUGUGUUAAAUGCAGUGAAUAAAAGUAAUCUAACAUGGAAGUUGACCAUUUUGUGUUGUAGGAAAUGUGAAGUAUUUAUAGAGAACCGUCAGUGUUACUGGGGGGGGUGGGGGGGUUGUCAUACAUGCUGUUUUUAGUGGCUAAGUGAAGCGUGACCUCUGUAAUUCCUCUUCACGGGUGUGUGACUGGAUGACUCGUUUUUUUCUGAGUCAGCUGGAGACAGGAAGUGAGAGCGCUGCAUGUCUGAGUCUGAGCUCAUCUGCUGUCACUCAUUAAAAA
This is a messenger RNA of Cololabis saira (Pacific saury), 1401 nucleotides long. RefSeq names its product regulator of G protein signaling 5b (gene rgs5b). The record is from RefSeq and is a predicted model, not a curated record. Lineage: Eukaryota; Metazoa; Chordata; Actinopteri; Beloniformes; Belonidae. Bases 91 to 630 code for a protein of 179 amino acids. The transcript is spliced from 5 exons.